This is a messenger RNA of Ruditapes philippinarum (Manila clam), 3296 nucleotides long. RefSeq names its product cholinesterase 1-like. Gene Ontology annotation, biological process: synaptic vesicle endocytosis; modulation of chemical synaptic transmission; neuron cell-cell adhesion. The transcript is spliced from 3 exons. Gene Ontology annotation, cellular component: synapse; cell surface. NCBI's taxonomy places the organism in Eukaryota, Metazoa, Mollusca, Bivalvia, Venerida, Veneridae. Gene Ontology annotation, molecular function: signaling receptor activity; neurexin family protein binding. The record is from RefSeq and is a predicted model, not a curated record. The coding region runs from base 627 to 2507 and encodes 626 amino acids.
AUAUAACUAGAUCUUGGGAACACGUGAUAUUACAGCAUCAUCGCUUAUUAAUAUUCCGUAGCACGAUAUUCACCAACAAAUCAUGCUUUAAGUUAAUAGCUAAAGCUAAAUACUCUGCCACAAGUGCAGCUUAAAGACCAUGCUAUGUGUUAUUGUCAAUUAUUUUUACUUCUGGUUAGCACGACAUUCGUUUAUGAUAAUGUAUUGUUUUCGCUUUGGACGGUUUAAUAAACAAGUGCUGUGAUGAUGUAUGGAGAAAAGUAAAUUUAUCUGGCGAUGAAGGAAGUUACAUAAAUAAUUGAAGAAAAAAAAAAAAAAAAAAAAAAAAAAACUUCAAGUGACUACAUAAUCUGUUUUUAUUUUUUCAUUAGCGAAGCAAAUACUUAGGGGAAAAACACAUACACUGGAUAUAAAAGUAGAGAACCACCUGGGAUGAGUCACAGAUGGAUUCAAAUAAACGAGCAUAGGAAACAGAACACAGGCGGCAGUAGAUAGGUUAAUUAUACUCAUAAGUGAUAUUCUGACUCUGUGCCAAGUUCAUUACAAACAGAACUUAUUAGACACUUCAACAGUACGUGCAUCAUAUUAAGUAUAGAGUUUUUCAUAGGUAUCGAAACUGGUUAAAGAUGGAUGUAUGUUAUAUUAUAAAGAAGAAUAAAAUGGGGAUUCUGACAUUUCUGUAUUUGCUAUCUAUAACUGUGUUACACAUACCGGAAGUGAAAAGUUCAAAAAUAAGUAUAACAACUAACAUUGGAAGUUUAAACGGCAAAAGUGAAAACGUGGAAUUUAACGGUCACACUAAAAGUGUAUCUCAAUUUCUUGGAAUUCCAUUCGCCAAGGCGCCAGUUGGUGAAAGACGAUUUCUCAGACCUGAAGCUUACGGCACGUUAGAAUCACCAUAUAAUGCCACAUUUUUCAGGCCACACUGCAUGCAGAGUGCAGUUGCGAAUCCGCCUAUCAGAUACUUCCAAAUGAGCGAAGAUUGCUUACAUUUGAAUGUAUUUAUUCCUGGUAAAACAGUGUCUUCUGAUAAGAAGUAUGCAGUGAUGAUAUUUAUACAUGGCGGUGGAUUUUCGAUAAGCGGUUCUGAGGUAUUCUCGGGUGACAAAUUGAGUGCAUUUCACAACGUUAUUGUUGUGACAGUUAAUUAUCGUCUCAAUACUUUUGGAUUUUUAAGUAACGGCACAAAAUCCUCUGGUAAUUUAGGCUUAUGGGAUCAAAAACUUGCACUCCAAUGGGUUCACGAUAACAUUGCUGCCUUUGGUGGAGACCCUGGAAAGGUCACAUUAUUUGGUAAUUCAGCUGGUGCGGCCAGUGUUCUGUAUCACGUUAUGAAUCCUACAAACAAAGGACUGUUCCAGCGGAUAAUAACACAAAGUGGAUCUGUACUGGCCCAAUGGGCACAACAAUAUAACCCGGCUGAAAUGUUUAAAGAAUUUAUAUCAGAAGUUAAAUGUGACAUGAAGCGUUACGAUGACAUUCUUGUGUGUCUCCAAUCAAAAGACGCUGCAGAUCUGGUAACAAACCGUUUUAGGCCAGUAGUAGACAAUGCAUAUAUCAUGGAAAACCCUGUUGCAACAUUUUCUAAACAAGGUAAUGAUAGAUCUGCAUACCUGGAAUUCUUUUCAGAGGUUGACUUUCUAUCUGGAGUACAGAGCAAAGAAGGUGCAGGAGUGAUAACUAAGAUAGCGGAACAAUAUAAAGGGUUUGGUAUAGAUAUUGCUAAAGGGAUAUCGCGAAGUAUUUUUGAAAACCAGUUUGUUCCGUCAAUGCUGCUUCAAAUGUAUGGUGCUUCGGCAUCACCGGUUCUGAAAGAAGCCGUCAUACAACAAUACAUUGACUGGUCAAGACCCGAUGAUGCUGAACUAAUUAGAGGUAGAAUAAUAGACUUCUGGUCGGAUGUCUCUUUCUUUGUACCAGCUAUAAACGUGCUAAAGAAACAUCAUACAUUGAGGAAAAAUAACGGAACGUCAUAUUUUUAUGUCUUUGAUCAGAAGCCAUUAUUGGAUCCCACACCUCUUUGGCUGAAAGGAUCAAAACAUGCUAUGGAAUUACCUUAUGUGUUUGGACUGCCAGAUGCAAUGAAAAUUGCGUCAGGGUUGCCUCUAGAUUCGAAGGUUACAAUUCCGCCGGCUGAUAUGAAAGUCUCUGGGAUCGUAAUGAGAUUGUGGACCAACUUUGCUAAAACGGGGAAUCCAAAUUUACCAGUGGAGAACGACGUUAAAGGCGUGCCAUCUUGGCCACAGUAUGAUGUCAACUCUCAAGCAUAUUUAGAAUUUUCAUCAAAUAUGACGUCAAAGUCCGUGAAGAACUACUUUGCCGCAUCAAGUGUAGAAUUCUGGACAAAUCUGGUUCCGUUGUUAGAGAAAUGUAAAACAUGUGGGAACCAGAACUGCUCUGGCUCUCAACGGGCUUCAAAAGCACAUUCCAUAACAAAUAACACUCCAGUAGCUUUAUUGUGUGUACUGUUUGUCCAAAUGCUCGUUUUUAUAAAAACACUUGUGUAGUUUUUUUAUGUAUCUUAACAAUUUAUAUAAUACUCCCGUGUUAGAGUUUUAGCUAACAAAGCUCAUUGCAUUCAAUGUAAAACGAGUUCGUCGUUGGUAUGUCCAACUUUCUUCUCUUUUGGUUGGUAACAUUCUUUGUCGGAUUCUUCAUAAGUGUAGUCAUAAUGCAUGUAAUUACGUUUGGUUAUGCGUUACAAGAAAUUCUGAAUUAAUGGCGAAUCUGAGAUAUAUUACAGUAAAAUAUUAUAAUGUCCAAGAUCGAAUGUAAAAAUGAAAGAGCAUGCCAUACUUGAAUACUUCGUUAAAGGGAACAUCAGGGUUCAGAGGCCAUAUGAUCGGACUUGUAAACAGAGUUGAAACAGGAAGAUUGACUUCUUAUGUAAACUUCGGUGGUAUCAAUAAAAAAUUGGUAAUUUUAAACGCUUUAAAAUCUUCUAAUUAAAUGAAAGUCUUAUGUUACAAUUUUAUGUUCUUCAUGACUUUAUAUCAUAAAUCUUUGUAUGUAUAAAAUUGAUAAGCUUUGAGAAAUAUAUUAUAUUUUUCUAGCAAUCAUAAAAUUCAGUAAGGAAGUUUAGAUAAUGAAUUUGAAUUCAUACAUAAAUAAAAUUUGUAUUUAUGAUUAUCAUAGGCGUUUUGACAAGAUUGUUAUUAUCUGGCGAAGCCUGCUGGCUGACUUAACACUAUAAUAAGCAAAAUGUCACUUGCCAUAAUUUAUUAUUUGGCUAUUACUCUAACUGAUUUGUUUGUGUAUUUAUUGCUAUUACAGGAAAUAAACUUUGUUUUCUGAUA